Messenger RNA from Oncorhynchus masou masou (cherry salmon), 2192 nucleotides. It is a transcript of the gene selenom, whose product is annotated as selenoprotein M. Gene Ontology annotation, molecular function: oxidoreductase activity. NCBI's taxonomy places the organism in Eukaryota, Metazoa, Chordata, Actinopteri, Salmoniformes, Salmonidae. The transcript has 5 exons. Gene Ontology annotation, cellular component: endoplasmic reticulum lumen. The record is from RefSeq and is a predicted model, not a curated record.
GCAGAAAAGCGUUUGACGUGGCAUAGGGUCCGGAGAUGACAUAGUUGAACAUCACCGCAGCUAGCCUGCUACAUCUUGCUAUUCAAGUAUAGCCUACUGUAAGUAACGAUAGGUUUGCAGAAUAGGUGAGCGACACGAACGACCAAGACCGUCUGCUCUAAAGCAUGAAUCUCCCCAACGUGCUGCAAUCAGAGGAAAUGAUGUGGUUCUUCUUUUUCGUCAGCUUCCUUAACUGUGUGUCGGCCUAUGAUGUAGAUCUGAAGAAACUGGAUGGUCUCGCAAAAGCGAAGGUGGAGUCUUGCGGUGGAUGACAGCUGAACAGGCUGAGAGAGGUCAAAGCCUUUGUGACCCAGGACAUUCCUCUUUACCACAACCUGGUAAUGAAGCACAUCCCUGGGGCUGACCCUGAGCUUGUCCUCCUCAACCACUACUACGAAGAGCUGGACCGGAUUGCCCUGUCUGACAUGACCCGCUCUGAGAUCAACGAGCUGCUGGAGAAGUUGGGCUUCUACAAGAAGGCUCAGCCUGAGGACCAGGUCCCAGAGGAGUUCCGCUUCUCCCCUGCCAAGGACAGCCCCUUCAAUGCAACCCCCUCCUCUUCAGCCCCCGCAGACAACGCUUCCUCAGAUUCUGACGCAGAGGCCAAGCACUCUGACCUGUAAUCCUCACAGCAGUAAAGAGUCUGCAGUCUGUGUGGACCUGGACAGACAGGGUUACUCUCCUCCAGUGCUGGUCCAUGACCAGUUUGUUUCUGUAGCUCAUAACAUAAUUAUUUGGGACCAGAACACGGGACAAGCAGAUCCUGGUUCAGCACUUGGGGUAACUCUCUCUGUAGCAUCAGAAAAGGUUACACAAUUUUUAUCUUCCGUUUGUCCAUUUUUUCAGGUGAUGUGUAUGAUUUACCACUGUGUCAAGUGUCUUAAGGGGUCUCUCCUCUGAUAAUCUCUCUCGUGUGUCUAAUGACUUCCUGUCCGCUGUGGAACUGAAUGACGCCCCUGGCUGUAAAAUCUCCUGAUUGGCUUGGGGCCGAUGCAACGUGUCCUGGUGGGUAGGGCUUAGGCACACAAGGGGAUUCAAGUGAUGAGAUGACAAUUGUAAAACAAAAAGUUUAACUUUCAAUAUUUUUGUAUGAUGUCCCAUUUGUAGAAUGUCCAUCUUAAAAUCAAACUCCCAUUGCGCACCGCACACAGGAAAAAAAGUGUUAGAGUAGAAGACACACUGCUUCUUAAAUUGGUUUAAUUAAUUCACAUUCAUUGUGGUGUACAUAAACAUUGAAUUGACUGUGUCCAAACCUGUAUGUACAGGAUUAACAAGUUUGUGGAAACUUUCUGGUUGCAGAAUAUUAAAUUGCCGUAACCAUAUUUUCUUAACUCUGCAUUGUUGGAAAAGGACCCAUAAGUAAGACUUUUGUUGUUAGUCAACACCUGUUUACGAAACGUGACAAAAUGUAGAUUUAGUACAUUUCUCUAGUCUCAAUUAGUGAAAUAAAUCAAAACCAGUUCUAAAACCAACAAUAAAGAAACCAUAAAACAUUUUUAUUUAGCUAGAAUUCAGAAAAUAUACAUGGGCAAUAAAGUACAUUCAGCCUUUAUCAUUAAUAUUCUCCUGUCAUAAUCAACUGAGCUGAAAGCCAGCUUUCAUUGGGCCCAAGAAUUUAGAAGGGAAGUUGGCUGGUUCCUCUAGGUUCCGGCCUUUCCAGGGAAUUUUUCCUAGCCACCGUGCUUCUACACCUGCAUUGCUUGCUGUUUGGGGUUUUAGGCUGGGUUUCUGUACAUCAGUUGAUGUAAGAAGGGCUUUAUAAAUACAUUUGAUUGGUUGGCCUCUAAUAAACCUUUUCAUAUUCAAAUGUUUAUUUAACCAGGCAAGUCAGUUAAGAACAAAUUCUUAUUUAUAAUGACGGCUAAACCCGGACGACGCUGGGCCAAUUGUGCGCUGCCCUAUGGGACUCCCAAUCACGGCUGGUUGUGAUACAGCCUGGAAUCGAAUCAGGGUCUGUAGUGACACCUCUAGAGCUGUGAAGCAGUGCGUUGCGCCACUCUGGAGCCCACAAAUACUGACAUUACCAUAACAACCUAUUGCCUGUACAAACGUUUUCAUAGAUGGACUCAUGAAACAAAACUUCAAAGCAUAUGGUAUGACCACCAACAAAAAUGUUACCCAAGCAUAAUUAAAGAGCUGUGUGUUUCUAUGUG